AUGGCGAAUUUUCUCAAUGGAAUCUUUUCCUUGUGGUUCAUUCCCAUGCAAGCAUUCUUCAUCAUACUGGCCUUUUCCACCAUACUCAAUCUUCUAUCCAAGCUCAAUUCCAAUGCAGAAAAAAACUCACCACCAUCUCCUCCAAAGCUUCCAAUAAUCGGAAACCUACACCAACUUGGCACCCUCAUUCACCGCAGUCUCCAUUCAUUUGCUCAAACCUAUGGCCCUGUAAUGUUGCUUCACUUUGGGAAGGUCCCAGUUCUCGUGGUGUCAACAGCUGAGGCUGCUCGCGAGGUUAUGAAAACCCAUGACCUUGUUUUCUCCAAUAGACCACAUUCUAAGUUGAAUGAUAUCCUCUUAUAUGAUUCCAAAGAUGUGGCAACUGCUCCUUAUGGAAACUACUGGCGGCAGAUGAGGAGUAUUUGUGUCUUGCAUCUUCUCAGUGCAAAAAAGGUUCAAUCCUUUGGUGCAGUGAGAGAAGAGGAAAUCUCCAUAUUGAUGGAAGAGAUUAAAAAGUGUUGUUCUUCUUUGAUGCCUGUGAAUUUAACUGAUUUAUUUUGUAAUCUCACAAAUAACAUAGUGUGUAAAGCUGCUCUCGGAAGGAGAUACAGUGGAGAAGGAGGGACAAAGCUUCGGGAGCCAUUGAAUGAGAUGAUGGAACUGCUGGGUGCUGAAGUUAUAGGGGACUACAUACCUUGGCUUGAUUGGUUGGGAACAGUUAAUGGAAUGUAUGGUAGGGCAAAGAGAGUGGCUAAACAGCUUGAUGAAUUUUUGGAUGAUGUUAUUGAUGAGGAUGUUAGUAAAAGAGGGCAUGAUGGUGAUGGUGAUGGUGAUGAUGAGCAGACUGAUUUGCUGAGAGUUAUGUUGAGGAUCCAAAAGACAAACUCCAUGGGCUUCCAGAUUGACAAAACAACCAUAAAGGCAUUGAUCCUGGAUAUGUUUGCCGCGGGUACUGAUACUAGCUUCUCAAUCCUAACCUGGAUAAUGACAGAGCUCUUAAGGCACCCAACUGUGAUGCAGAAGCUACAAGGUGAGAUAAGGAAUGUGGUUAGUGGCAGAACUCGCGUGACUGAGGAAGAUUUAAGCAGCAUGCAUUACUUGAAGGCAGUGAUCAAAGAAACUUUUAGAUUACACCCCCCUGGACCCUUGUUGAUUCCAAGGGAAUCCAUGGAAGAUGUGAAAGUGAUGGGUUAUGACAUUGCAAAGGGCACACAAGUAAUAGUGAAUGCUUGGACAAUUGGAAGAGAUGGUUGUUAUUGGGAGCAACCUCUGGAGUUCAAACCAGAGAGAUUCUUAAAUAAUUCAAUAGAUGUGAAAGGACAUGAUUUUGAAUUGAUACCAUUUGGAGCAGGAAGGAGGGGUUGUCCAGGAAUAGUAUUUGCCAUGAAUGUGAUUGAGCUGGUCCUAGCAAAGCUUAUUCACCAUUUUGAUUGGGAAGUGCCUGGUGGAGUAGUGGGUGAUCAGACACUGGACAUGACUCAAAAGGCAGGGUUAACCAUUCAUAGAAAAUUCCCUCUUGUGGCAACUGCAUCGAUCCCUACAUGUAUUAAUAAGUGA
Molecule: messenger RNA, 1557 nt
Organism: Sphenostylis stenocarpa
Lineage: Eukaryota; Viridiplantae; Streptophyta; Magnoliopsida; Fabales; Fabaceae
Source: the annotation of a GenBank genome assembly